CUGUGCAGGGACUGACUGGUGCAAUCUGCCAGAUCCCAGUAGCCUAAACGAAGCAGCGAACCUGGGUUAGCUAACUGGGAAGGGAAGCGCCGCGGCCGCGAAGGAAGGAGAAGUAGCAGAACUUACCGCACUCUUUGCUCCGUGUUCUUUUUUUCUUCCUCCGUUGCUCCUCUAAACCGCCCGCAUUGCGAAUGGAAGUUGCGGGGCGCUCUGUCCUCCCUCUCCGGGCUGAGAGGACUGAAUGAACCGCUGGUUGUUUUAGAUGCCUGAGAGCGGAGCCGUGAGUAUACCCGCUACUAUUAUUACCACUACUGCUGCUGCUAAUACUGACACAAACAAAUAAACACUGAAAAUACUCCUGGAACUGGAUUUUAGGCGAGGAGAGGACUGCGCGCGGGUACGGUGGGUCCCCGCCGCCACCUUGACCGAGUAACGCUGAGCGUAAAAUGAGUUGCGGGGAGUUGGGCGCAUUAUUAUUAUUUUGUUUCUAUUAUUUGGACGGACGGAGCGACCAACAGGGCAUCUACCGAGCUUCAAGCGCAGCAGCGAGGGCUGGGAAUCUGGAAAUCCCGUUUUUCUGAGGUGGAUUUGUCUCUGUUUUUGCCUUUCUGUCGUUGGACCUGCAGUACCUGUUCCCAAACUAGCCGCGGAAAUCUCGAAAUCUUGAAAAUUUCGCCACGGGGCGAAUUUAAGGACGUUUUUUGAAGUGGACGAAACUCAUUCACAUCUACAAAGAAAGAGAUAGAGAUAUACACAGAGCUACAGGUUUGCUGUUGACUGGAAUUAACCCAACAUAACAUAUAACUAUAACUAUAAAACAACCACCUGAGGACAGAAAAAAACAAAAAACACAGGCUCCUCACAUCUUCAUCUUCAUCAUCACCAUCACCAAAAAUCAUCAUCUUUAUCACCAUCACAAUAAUCAUAAUCAUCAUCAUCAUUAUCUUCUGUUUCUUCUUGAUCACCACCGACAGAAGCACCAGCACCAGCACCUUCAUUUUCGAGGUUCAUCCAAGGACACGUUCUUAAAAAAAAACACACACAACACAACAGCGUGUGAAAGAAAGUAGUACCAUCCACAUCACUGUAACUUACUACGUAUCUAUGUAACUUAACUGUUUAUUCAUCUAUCUAGAGGGCUAUGCAUCAUACACGGAGGUGCACGGGCUCCUCAUUGACCAGGCACGCGCUUCUAAACUGAGAUCACAGAAAAAUCACUAAAAAUCACUAAAAAUCACUGAAAUCACCCUUUGUCUGUCACAAAGCGUCCUCAAGUCCCUCAAAGCUCACAACGCCUCUCGUUAGCAAUGGCUACAGACAGCUGCUGGAGAUACUACAUCUGGAUUUGUGUGAUCUUAUGCAAGUUUACGCUGCCCUUAGCCAAGUCCCUGGACACAAUCAUCUGGAACUCCCAGAACCCAAAGUUCCAGAGUGGUAAAGGUCUUGUGAUCUAUCCUGAUAUUGGAGACAAGAUGGAUAUAAUCUGUCCCAAGGCCGAUGCCAGCCAGCUGUACGAGUACUACAAGCUGUACCUGGUGAAGAAGGAGCAGGCGGAGUCGUGCAGCACGGUCCUGGACCCGUACGUGCUGGUCACCUGCAAUAAGCCUGAGAAAGACAUCAAAUUCACCAUCAAGUUCCAGGAGUUCAGCCCCAACUACAUGGGCCUGGAGUUCAAAAAGAACAAAGACUACUACAUCACAUCUACGUCCAAUGGUUCACUGGAAGGCUUGGAGAAUCGGGAAGGAGGCGUCUGUAAGAGCCGCUCUAUGAAGGUCAUUAUGAAGGUCGGACAAGACCCCAACGCAGCGAUUCCCGACGCGGAGCAGACCGAAUCACCCAUGCCUGAACCUGACGCCAGCUCCAACCCCAUUGACCCAGGCCUGGACGGACCGGUGGAGCCCGGGAAGCCUGAUCCCAUCAACCAGAACCAGGACGGAGUUGAAGGCAUUCUUGGCUCCAAAAUCGCGGUGUUCUCUGCCAUUGGCGCAGGCUGCGUCAUCUUCCUCAUCCUCAUCAUCUUCUUGGUGAUCUUGCUGAUCAAGAUCCGCAAGCGUUCGCGGAAGCCCUCGCAGCCGCGGCCGGCGGCCCUGUCUCUCAGCACGCUGGCCAGCCCCAAACUGUCGGGCGGAGCCGGCUCUGAACCCAGCGACAUAAUCAUCCCCUUACGGACAGAGAACAACUACUGCCCGCAUUACGAGAAGGUCAGCGGGGACUACGGCCACCCCGUCUACAUCGUACAGGAGAUGCCCCCGCAGAGCCCAGCCAACAUCUACUACAAGGUGUGAUGCAGGGGGAGAAAAACUGCGUAAUAAAAAAAAAGAACUGAGGCAUUUUUGUGUCACACUUCCAUUACAGGACCUCUUUGUGAGCUGCCGUUUUUCCUACCUUGACCUCUGACAUUGAGAGGCUUCGUAAAACGGAGACCAGACCAGGACAGAACAGAACAGUCAGCGAAGAAGCGCAGAUACAGCCUGUGUGAACCGAAACCGAAAAUUCUUUUGGUCAGUUCGCAGGCUGAAGGCUUGCCGCGGGGAUCUUUUCACUGUUUCGUUUUUUUUUUUUUUUUUUUUUUUUCUUCCUUUCUCACGUUCGUACAAGUUCCAGUUCAGCACGCCGUUCGGAGCAGCUGGAACAGAAGUGAGCAGGAUUGCUGCGCAGUGCUUUCGAAUACAAAAAAAAAAACAAAGCAGCCAGAAACCUGAAAAAACACACUGAAAAAAAAAUAAUAAAGAACAAACAAUCUUUUUUAACUUAAAUCUAAAGCCGAUCCUGCUUUUUUCGGGCUGGCCGGCCAGUUGAAAAUGGAGCCUUUUUAAUGCUCAGGUAACAAGGGCACAAGGAGGUGACGAAUAAUGGAAAUCAUAUGAUGUUUGCCUUACUAUUUUUGAUGAAAAAAUGAAAAACUUUUUUGCUCCUUCCACACAAAAGUAUUGUUUUGCAGUUCUGUUCUUAGGCUUUUUUUUUGUUGUUGUUGUUUUCAAUGUAUUCUCUUAUUAUAAGUGAAUAUUUCACUUCUCUAUCCUUCUCUAUCUCUGCCACAUUUGUGUGUUUAACAUGUGUAGUAAGUAAAUGAUCAUUUGGUCCCAGUCGUCCUUUUACACUAUUGCAUAGUCUGUAAUAAUAUGCUGUGUCAUGUAUUUAUGUACACAUGGCAUUUGGAAUCGGGCUCUUGUGUUCACAAGCAGAGGCAACCCCUGGCCCGGGUAUUUAUGACUAAGCCGCUUGCAUUUCAGAAGCCGUUCUUGCACGCAUGUCGAGGCAGGCCAUGGAAAACCGUGGCUGCUGCUGCUGCUGGUGAUGAUGAUGAUGCAUCCGCAGAUUCCAGCUUCAGCUCGCUGAUCGCUGCUUGGCGGAACAGCAGUGAACCCCCGGCUUAUACGGAAGUGUUAAUGGGUGCUAUUAAUUAGAUUUUCAACAACAGACCAGCAUGAUGGAUGACAGAAUCAACAACAUUCAUGGAAAAGAAAGAAACUGAGUUGUCAUGCAUGUUGCUAGAGAGCAAUCUGAAUGCUAAUUAGCUCGGAGGAAGCCAGGCCUCAGCCCUCGUGUCAAAGUGUGAAGCUGGAAGUGUUUAAGUAGAAAAAUAAGGCUGUUAGGUCAGUGCAGUAGAAAAAAAAAGGCUUUAGUGUGUUUUUAAUCUGAGUAAAAAAAAAAAACUAAUCUAUCGCAAAAGUGUGGGGCACAGUUUAAUUAGCAGGAAGCACAGACAAAAUUUACAUAGCACAGCCUCCAGAAAUACGUAAAAAAAGAUUGCGAGAAGAUUUAUUAGAAGAAGAAAUAUGGAAAAACUCAACUCAAAGCUUUAAAGCUCAAACAGCGAGGCUGUGCUCUAUCUGCUACAUCCUUCUUUCAACCGAUCCUCUUUCUGCGUUUCAGAGCAAAGUACUCAUGACAUAAACUAUUUGGUGUAAUUGUUUUAAUUUCAUCCACUCCUGACAGCUGCCGUGAUAAAGAUCACAUUAUAUUGUUGAUACUUUUCUUGGCCAACAUUUUUUUCCUCCCCUCCCUUCAUUUGACCGUCUCGUUUCUAGGCGACUAAACUAACGUUUUCCCUCCCUUUUGAUAGCUUCAAACAUAUCGCCACUUUUCAAGCGCCCGGCUCGUGUUUUCUUCGUCUUACUUUCAGGUAAAUCAUGAUAAUCUCUGGGUGUCGAAGGUUACUCUGUGUUUGAAACCGGGAAUAAAUUUAAAUUAGUCUAGCCCACUAUCUGGAAGGGAACGUUCUGGCUGAUCUAACAGAGCGGCUCGUGCUUCGGUCGGGGAGGAGGAAAAAAAAAACAAUCGGGUCAGCUGAGGACAGGCGUUCGCUUGUAAAGAGGAAAACUGAGGCAGGCUGAAGUUUAUCAUGCAGUAAAACUGAUGACUGCCUGUCCGUCGCCAAGUGUUUGUUCCCAGAAACAACGACGGACAGCACAGAUAGAUAAAUAGAUAAAUAGAUGGAUAGAUCCUGUUCCAGACCUGUGACAGAAUUUACAGCAGCAUUUAUGAGAGAUUUGUGGAGAAUGGAGGUCAACUUUUUUUUGUUUUUUUUUUUAAGAGUAUUUCAUAUAUUUUUUGUGUAUUUUUUUUUGUUUUUGUUUUGUUUUUGUAUGUUUUAUUCUUAGUUGAUGUAGUGACACGUCAAUGUUAGUCAAUGUUAUUCGCAAUCUGGCAAAAAUUGAUUAAUAAUUAAAACUAAGACCAUGUAAAUAUGUGGAUAAUGUUUAAAAAAAUAACCUAAUUUCAUCUGAGCCCUGUUUAAGAAACAAAAUACGAAAAUGACAUUUUUGUAAUGAUUUUGUAAAUAGAUGUCUUUUUAAAUUGCAUUUUGUAUAAAUUCUUGCAUUUUUUUUUUUGUUUGUUUUUGCUUUUCGUAGUUGAACAAAAGCUAAAACUACAGUACUCUCUGAGAGGUUGAUGCACAAUAGCCGAGCAUGCCCAAAGUGCCAGACGUUUUUCAGCGUAUCACACCGUACACACCACGUAUCAUUUUCCCUUGUUCUUGAGCAACAUUGUAUUUUAUAUACAUGUAUAUUUUUACCGUAUAUUUUCAGAUCCCGAACACGAUAAUAUGUAAUACAUGAAUCUGAAUCACAAUGUGAUGUAUGAGUUGAAUUGAAGCCAUUCUCUUGGAAUUCUCUCGUCAUGGAAGUGGAAAAUAUCUCAAGGCCGCGAGCGGCGACCACAGCAGCCAUCCGUUUGUAACCAGCACUUAGAUUUUUACUCUUAUUAAAAUGAUAGCGUGUCAUUACGUUUAGGGGUAACCUUAAAUCAACUUGUGCAUCCAUUCACUGUAUGUCACAGGGCUGUGCCUUUAACUGUGCGCGGGUCAAGUUAAUCUGGAUUUGGGUUGAGUAAUUAGAUCAUACCGAGGUUUGGCACACCACAUGAUAUCUGAUAAAUCAGGAGGUGUGUGUGUGAUCUUCAUUAUCUCAUUACCCAGCUCUCUCGGCGGGACAGCUUUGAGGAGGAAAGAGGAAUUGCACGGUAAUCACACCUCGGCCGCAUCGCCGAGCCAACCUUGACUUCACUUUGUGGGCACUAACUACUUUAUUGUUGAUAGGUGUGCACUCUCCAAGAGGUCGCACUCUAAUUGUAUGAUGUAGAUCAGGCCAAACGCUAAGACCCAGUAAUCACUCACUCAGUCACUCACUCACUUUCUGUGCGUCUGCCAACACCAUCCAAAAGAGCUUAGCGGAGAGAGAGAGAACGAGGGAGAGAGAGCGAGAGCGAGAACGAAGGAAAUGAAAAAGAGAGAGAGUUGGGAAAAGCAGACUCCCUGGUGUUUUACAUAUUUCACGUAAAUCCGCACAGAAAUUGCACAAAAUCCACUCGCUCAUUCUUGUGUUGUGGUUUGCCAUACAAAAAAAACACAACCAGUAAACCAGAGCCUGAAACACAUAGACCUUCUGUUUCCUACUCGCGAGAGCGCUUUCCAGUUACUUGAAGUACCGAGUUCCUCAGGCUUUGCCUGUCUUUGUCUGUUUAUUUCCUGUCUGUUCUCUUCAGCAUUUCUAUUAGCAGUUAUUAGCAUUUCACGGCCAGUGUUUCCAUUCUUGAAGCUUGUAUUUCUAAACUAAAAUACUAAAAUAAGUAUGUUGCAGUGAUGACACCCAGACACCAAGCCCGGUCGGUUUUUAGAGCUGUGGUCAUGUCAUGGACAUUGUGGCAUGUGUUCAUUUCUCAUUUCUUUCCAUUGCUAAAAUAUAAUUGACGCUAUUUUAUUUUUUUUUUUUUUGUCACUUCACCGUGUUGAUGACCCCCGCUGCUGGGGAAGAAUCCCAUCCCAGCGGUCUUAUGACUGAUGUAUAUGAUGCUUUGGAUGAACAUUAAAAAAAUAAUUGCCUUUACUUGGAUUUAUGUUGUUUUAUGUUCAGGAUUCAGCAGUUAUGAUAUCUGCUUUUCUUUUCUUUACAUUUUUUUUGUUGUUAUUGUUAUUAUUGUUGUUCAAUAGAUACACAGUAUUAUGUUACAGUGUACACGCUCACGAAGCCUCUGUCUGAUUCUGUGUUUUUAUAAUAUGAUAACAGGUCAAUGCCGAUUUUUACAUGUUUGCCAUGACAUGCACAUCUCGCAGCUUUUUUUUUUUUUUUUGAUGUUCGCUUUGAUGUUUUUUUUUGGCAAAGCUCAUCACAAUCACAUCUGAAAUGAUUCAGUGAUUCAAACGAUGACACAAUGUUCCGCAAAAAAAAAAAAAUACAACAAAAAACUAAAAAAAAAAACAACUGAAACCUGAUAUUGCUUAUUUGACAGAAUAAAUUUCUUUUCCCAUGGAA
Molecule: messenger RNA, 6755 nt
Organism: Astyanax mexicanus (Mexican tetra)
Lineage: Eukaryota; Metazoa; Chordata; Actinopteri; Characiformes; Acestrorhamphidae
Product: ephrin-B1
Exons: 5
Coding region: 1308-2285 (325 amino acids)
Biological process (GO): axon guidance; ephrin receptor signaling pathway
Cellular component (GO): plasma membrane
Molecular function (GO): ephrin receptor binding
Source: RefSeq, a predicted model, not a curated record